AUGGAGGUCCUUUCCCUCAACAAAAUAUCCAUCUUGCUAUUUCUAUUGCUAGGGACCCUAACCACCUUGGCUCUAGGCCAAGGCACUCGCGUUGGCUUCUACAGUACCACCUGUCCAAGGGCCGAAUCCAUAGUCCGGUCUGCAGUUCAGUCUGGUGUUCGAUCUAACCCUAGAGCUGGACCUGGUUUACUAAGAAUGUUCUUCCAUGAUUGUUUUGUGAAUGGGUGUGAUGCAUCGAUCUUAAUUGAUGGGCCAUCAGCUGAAAAGACAGCGGUGCCCAAUGUCCCGAUAAGAGGCUUUGAAGUUAUCGAUGCUGCAAAGACCCAACUCGAAGCCACCUGCCCUGGAGUGGUCUCUUGCGCCGAUAUUCUUGCCCUUGCUGCCCGUGAUACUGUAGUCCUGAGUGGUGGAASUAGUUGGGGAGUGCCAACAGGGCGUAGAGAUGGAUUGGUUUCACAGGCAUCUGAUACUUCAAAUUUGCCAGCCUUUAACGAUCCUAUUAGUGUUCAAAUCAGAAAGUUUGCCGAUAAAGGUCUUAACACCCAAGAUCUUGUUACUCUUGUUGGAGGACACACAAUUGGAACAGCAGCUUGUGCAGUAUUCAGUUACAGGCUAUACAACUUCAACAACACUAAUGGACCCGACCCAGAUAUCAACCAAUCAUUCCUCCCGCAGCUUCGAGCCCUUUGUCCCGAUGGUGGGGAUGGGACGAGGCGUGUGGGSUUAGACACAGGCAGUGUUAACAGCUUCGACAACUCAUACUAUGCAAACUUGAGGAAUGGACGAGGAGUUCUUGAAUCCGAGGCAAAGCUAUGGAGCGACCCAACGACGCAAAGGUUUGUACAAGGGUUCCUAGGAGUUAGGGGGCUACGUGGAAUGAGAUUCGACGUUGAGUUUGGAAGAUCSAUGGUGAAGAUGGGUAAUACUGAUGUAAAAACAGGAAGUGAAGGUGAAAUUCGUAGGGUUUGUACAGCAACAAAUUGAUGAUGAUGUAGG
Messenger RNA from Cynara cardunculus var. scolymus (artichoke), 996 nucleotides. RefSeq names its product peroxidase N1-like. Lineage: Eukaryota; Viridiplantae; Streptophyta; Magnoliopsida; Asterales; Asteraceae. Gene Ontology annotation, molecular function: peroxidase activity; heme binding. Gene Ontology annotation, cellular component: plant-type cell wall; plasmodesma. The transcript is spliced from 3 exons. Gene Ontology annotation, biological process: hydrogen peroxide catabolic process; response to oxidative stress. The coding region runs from base 1 to 984 and encodes 327 amino acids. The record is from RefSeq and is a predicted model, not a curated record.